GGUUCAAUUUUCUAAUAAAGCACCUUAGGUUUUACAAACUUUGAUUUUGAAGCCCCAUUUUAACCUUUGCCAAAAGAGUACCAUCCAUAUGGUCUACUAUUGUUAUUUAUUCAUAUGUUUUCUUUUACUAUUUUUUAGAAAUUUUAGAUUUGAAUUUGUGAGAUUGAGAAUCCAACCCCAAAUCUCCAAGGCGCAUGAUCAGAUUGUUUAGUUACAGAACUCUGCCUUGUAUAAAUUUCUUAACACAUUGCAGAAAAUCCAACGCUUGGAUAUGCUUCUCACAACGUUAUUUCUCAGCCCAAGUGGCCCAAUUGACCCAGCAAUGCACGACUUGUAUGGAGCUUCCAAGCUCAGAGUUCAACUCUCACGCAUAUGCCACUAUGCUUCAAGAUUGUAUCCAAAACGGUGACCCAACUUCAGGGAAGGCUCUCCACUCUGAGAUUCUGAAAAGAGGUGGCUGUUUAGACUUGUUCGGAUACAACAUUCUUCUCAACAUGUAUGUGAAAUCCGAGUUGUUGUGUGAUGCCAUUAAACUGUUCGACGAAUUGCCUGAGAGAAACACGAUCUCAUUUGUUACGUUAAUUCAGGGAUACGCGCAGUCCUUGCGAUUCGUUGAGGGCGUGGAGUUGUUUUCCAGGUUACAUAGAGAGGGUCACGAGCUUAACCCUUUUGUUUUUUCUGCGAUUUUGAAGUUGCUUGUGAGUAUGGGAUGGGGUGAGCUAGGUUGGACCCUUCAUGCUUGUGUUUGUAAGCUUGGUCAUCACUCUAAUGCAUUUGUUGGGACUGCUCUUAUUGAUGCUUAUUCUGUUUGUGGGCAAGUUGAUAAUGCUAGUGAAAUUUUUGAUGGGAUUGUUUGUAAGGAUAUGGUUUCUUGGACCGGGAUGGUAGCUUGUUAUUCUGAGAAUGAUUGUUUUGAAGAGGCAUUAGGAGCCUUUUCUCAAAUGAGGAUAAUUGGGUUCAAGCCAAAUAAUUUUACUUUAGCUGGUGUGCUCAAGGCCUGUCUUGGACUGGAGGCUUUUAGUGCGGCAAAGGGUGUUCAUGGGUGUGCAUUGAAAACUCGCUAUGAGCAGGAUCUUUAUGUGGGUGUUGCAUUACUUGAACUGUACACGAAGUCUGGAGACAUUGAUGAUGCUCAGCAGGCAUUUGAGGAGAUCCCUAAGAAAGACGUGAUUCCUUGGAGUUUCAUGAUUGCACGUUAUGCUCAAAGUGAUCGGUGUGAAGAAGCUGUGGAAUUGUUUUGUCAAAUGAGGCAAGCUUUUGUUGUACCUAAUCAGUUUACAUUUGCUAGUCUUCUGCAAGCUUGUGCAACUAUGAAAGGUUUAGAUUUGGGGAAGCAAAUCCAUUCUCAUGUACUCAAAGUUGGUCUCAACUCAGAUGGGUUUGUUUACAAUGCCCUCAUGGAUGUCUAUGCUAAGUGUUUGAGGAUGGAGGACUCUAUGGAUCUAUUUUUGGAAUCGCCAAACAGAAAUGAUGUUACUUGGAACACUAUGAUUGUUGGCUACGUGCAGUCAGGUGAUGGGGAGAAGGCACUCAAGUUAUUUUUAGAUAUGCUUGAAUACCAAGUGUGUGCGACAGAAGUGACAUACUCUAGUGUACUUCGAGCUUGUGCUAGUCUGGCAGCCAUGGAUCUGGGAGUCCAGAUCCAUUCCUUGACAGUCAAAACCAUUUAUAACAAGAAUAUUGUUGUUGGUAAUGCUUUAAUAGAUAUGUAUGCUAAGUGUGGGAGCAUUAAGGAUGCCCGUACUAUAUUUGACACAUUGAAUGAACGGGAUGAAGUUUCAUGGAACGCUAUGAUCUCAGGAUAUUCUACGCAUGGUUUGGGUAGGGAGGCUCUAAAAUUUUUUGAAAUGAUGCAGGAUAUGAAGUGUAAACCAAACAAGUUAACUUUUGUUGGCGUUCUGUCAGCUUGUAGCAAUGCAGGGCUGCUAGAUCAAGGACAAGCUUAUUUUAAUUCUAUGGUGCAGGAUUAUGGCAUCGAACCAUGUAUAGAGCACUAUACUUGUUUGGUCUGGCUUCUAGGGAGAUCAGGACAUCUUGAUAAGGCUUUCAAGUUGAUUAAGGAAAUCCCAUUUGAGCCUAGUGUUAUGGUUUGGCGUGCUUUGCUUGGGGCUUGUGUUAUCCAUAAUGAUGUUGAGCUUGGUAGAAUUUCUGCACAGCGUGUCUUUGAAAUGGAACCCCAAGAUGAAGCAACCCAUGUGUUAUUGUCAAAUAUAUAUGCCACUGCAAGGAGGUGGGGAAAUGUUGCUUCAGUUAGGAAAAACAUGAAUAGGAAAGGAGUAAAGAAGGAACCAGGUCUCAGUUGGAUUGAGAACCAGGGAAUAGUUCAUUAUUUCACUGUUGGAGAUACUUCACAUCCUGAAAUGAAACUAAUUAAUGGGAUGCUGGAAUCUUUGAAAAUGAAAACUAGGAAGGCAGGAUAUGUUCCUAACCAUAAUGCAGUUUUGGUUGAUGUGGAUGAUGAUGAAAAGGAGCAUCUCUUAUGGGUACAUAGUGAAAGAUUAGCUCUUGCUUAUGGGCUAAUAAAAAUGCCAUCUGGGAGCCCUAUUCGUAUCAUUAAAAACCUCCGAAUAUGUGUGGAUUGUCAUGCUGCAAUGAAGUUAAUAUCAAAGGUUGUGCAGCGAGAUAUAAUUAUCAGAGACAUGAAUCGGUUCCAUCAUUUUAAGGAUGGGGUUUGCUGUUGUGGUGAUUAUUGGUGAGUGUAGGUCUUUAACAAGAUCUACCUUUCUUGAAAGACUGAGGUUUGUAUUUCUUCAUGGAGUCAUAAUUACAGAGGUUCAUUGGUAAGAAGCAGGCAAGAACUUGCUGUCUUCUAGGUAAUUCUGCAUCCUUUAUCAUGUAGGAUAAUAGUGCUUUGCCACAACCAUUUGAUUAUUGAUCUGCAGUUAUUUGACUACUCUAUGUUGGGUUAGUAGGAAACACUAGAGAAGCAAAAGAGCCAAAAAGGGGAAAAAUAGCAGUCUCUUAAUAAUGCAAAGAACUGUGAUGUCCAAUGUGAUGAAUGGGAUUUUGUCUAACAAGAUGUACUAGACAAGGUGUGAAGGUUGCCGAUAAAUGACUACUGUGGAAAUUCUAUACUUUGAAUGUAAAAAUCAUAGCUAUAGGAAAUGGGGUUAAUACUUUGCUAGCAGUCUAUAAAUAUACUGCAUGGAGAUUGGUGAGAUCAGCUGCAGAAGCAGAAAUAAUAUUCUCAACGGUAGCUCUGGGUAAAACUUACAACUGGCCAUUGUGAUGACUUAUCUUUGUGUGUUUGACCUUUGCAACUGAAAAUUUCUUGCAUAAGUUCCUUUACCAGAUUAGAAUUUUCGGGUGUGAUUGAGCUUCCUUUGAAUGUAAAGAUCCUGGUGAUUGAUUGAAGUCACCUAGAAAAUCUUGCUAUAAUCUCUUCUACAAAUGGUUAUCUGAUUGAAUAAGAAUGAAUGCUGCAUUUGGUUGUCUUGGCACUUUCCCUUAAAGUAAACAUAUACUCCCCUGUUGCUGUAACCAUCCCAAAAAAAGAAAUCCGCAAUGGAAAUUUUGUGGCUAUAGAACUGAUAGUACAGGCCUAGUUUUGAGCUACCAUGGAGGUACACCCUUCUUCACUAUGAUUUGCUAGAUGGUUGUUUUUGUGAUGUACCUUUUCAAGUGAAUUUUCUAUUUAAGAUCAAUGUAAUAUACAAUUUGCACUCUCCUGUAAUCUUAUUUCAAAGCAGUGACUGCAUUGGAGAGGGGGUGGUAAGUCUUAUUGCACACAGUUUGUUGCAUCCUGUCGUACACACUCCCUUGAAAUCAUGUUUUCAGCCUGCGUGGCAGUGUGUACGAGCUGUGUGCAAUAAGCGAUGCGCAACUUUCACUACCCGAGAAAAAAGGGGGGGUGGUCAGCUGUUUUCUUUUCCUUUUAAUAUACUUGAAAGCAGCUAUUUGAAGAACAAGAGGACAUGGGGUGAGGCUUAAAUAUGCAGUUACCAAGGUGUAAGGCUUAGUUGAGUCAACUAUCCAUAUGCAAGUAACACAAUUUUGAAGACUUUUCCCAAAUACAGAGAUGGGCGGAUAACAAUCUUCCAAAGGAGUGGCGGUGGGCUCCUCGGCUGUCUCUCUCUCUUUCUCGGGUCAAAUGUCAAUCGUGCUUCUCUGAUGUAAAUGCAUGCAAUCAUAAAAUGAAAUCCAUGCAGAUGAUUCAGUGCUUGACCAUUGAUUCAUUAUGGCCCCAUUUGUUUUUUAUGUUGUUUCCUGGACCAAAAAGGACAUUCAAGUGCAAAAUAAUAAAAUAGAUUUAUGUUAAAUUAUUAAUUUGGCCCUCUAAUUACCGGACAAACUUUGAUUUGA
Messenger RNA from Quercus lobata, 4302 nucleotides. RefSeq names its product Tetratricopeptide repeat (TPR)-like superfamily protein. Gene Ontology annotation, biological process: RNA modification. The transcript has 5 exons. Gene Ontology annotation, molecular function: zinc ion binding; RNA binding; protein binding. The record is from RefSeq and is a predicted model, not a curated record. The coding region runs from base 195 to 2696 and encodes 833 amino acids. NCBI's taxonomy places the organism in Eukaryota, Viridiplantae, Streptophyta, Magnoliopsida, Fagales, Fagaceae.